Messenger RNA from Macrosteles quadrilineatus (aster leafhopper), 1750 nucleotides. RefSeq lists its product as uncharacterized. The record is from RefSeq and is a predicted model, not a curated record. The transcript has 2 exons. The coding region runs from base 277 to 1503 and encodes 408 amino acids. NCBI's taxonomy places the organism in Eukaryota, Metazoa, Arthropoda, Insecta, Hemiptera, Cicadellidae.
CAGGAUUUGUUUGUAUUUUCAAAGAGUUUCCAGGAAAGUUUGGACGAUUAUAACUGUAUUUUAACUAGUGAUUUGAAAACAGAAGAUGUGAAAAGGGAAUCCCAGCCUGCCUUUUACGAAAAUUGUCAGUGAACGAUCGCCUAUUCCAGAAGCCAUAUCAUUCCAUGCCAUGGCGAAAGCACUGGACAUUGAGACUUUGCCCCUAGAAGUUAUAGAGGCACUUGUUUCUUUUCUCUCGUCAAAAGAUUUAUCCAAUUGCAUAGGCGUUAGUAAAACAUGCACUUAUUGAACAAUUGGAGAUGUGGGCGCUUCAGGAAGGAAGUAAUUGGAAGUGGUUUAACCCGUGAUGUGAUUGGCUUUGACUUUACUUAUACUGAAAUAUCAUUUUUGGACGAUGACCAUAUACUUGAAAAGGAACAUGUCUAUGAUAAAGGUCUAACAUAUGAGACUAGAGUUUGGAAUGUAGCUGAGACUCCAGUCCUAGUAUUGACUAUACCCCACUGUUUGAGUGAACGUUUUGAUGCUGACACUUAUCAAAUAGUCAAUAGCAAUCUGAUAGUUGUCAUCCAAUGUAAUUUAGUACAAGUUUACGAAAUCAGCUUGGAUUCUAAAAACUGUGUUCUGAAUCAUCUCUUCUUUUUUGAUAAACCGGAGGAAUUCUCUCGUAGUUUAACAGCUGAUAGCGAUAUUGAAAGUAUCGUGGUCUCAUCAAUUAAUGACUUUCCAGAGUUUCAGUUUCUUUGUCAGUUUGUUUUUAGUGGGCAAUAUAUGAUUGGAACCUAUAAACAUGGGGAAUCUGCUCUAUUACACAUUUGGGACGUCAAGACGGGGAAAAAGGUUAAAGAAGACAGAUACGAAAUCGGACCAAUACAAGAUAUAACUUUAGAAUCUACUCAGCAAGUCACUGAUAAGGUCCUCGUAACCUACCAUUUAAAACAUGUCACUAACAUAGGAAAUGAUGUUGGAAAGAGUACCUCAAUUAUUUAUGAUAUUUCACGGUUACAGUUUAUCCUGCCUAGUCGGUUUGUUCACAAUGGAUAUGUGUUGUAUUUUGAUGGCCAUUUGAGUGUCAUACAAACCGCUAGCACACCCCUCAAGAUAGUAUAUCAUCAUGAUGCAAUGAACCAGAGUAAAACCAUGACUGGUAUAGAAACAUGUCCUACAACCAAUGUUCAUCCCCUAGGCAGUAACCUAUUGAUAUCUACCGAGCAACAAAUAUACCUUGUAAAUCCUGUCAAUUUAGUAACCCGUAACCUAAUGAGGGCCGAUUUUCCACUUUUGUAUACUGUGUUGGCUGGAAGAUUUAUCUUGUUGCAUGGGUAUUUAUACUUACUGAUGGGGACAUGCUUUCAAGAGGUAUGGGAGAUUGGCGAAACAGAAUGCAGAAAAGUUUGGAAAUAUCCAAAGACAGAACGUUGUAUAGCCAGGAUGUCAAAUAGUGUCUGUUCUAAAGUUCUUUUGGAGCAUGAGAACGGAACAUUUAUUGUAUUGAAUUUCUGGUAGAAAGUAGGAAUGAUUGUUGUUACCCUAAAAUAGUGUUAUUACCUACUCUCACUGAGUUAGUGGAUUGACAUUAAGUCAAAACAUUAAGUUUUGGCAGUUAAACACUACAAAAGGUUUGAUCUCACCUAUUUCCCUAUUUCCACCCCCAGCUUUGUAAUGGGCGUAAUAGUUUUUUGUACGAAAUAAAGCGAUAAGUACUGAAAAACUUGAUUCUGAGAAACUCCCUAAGAUUAAGAUAUUCACCAAC